Durusdinium trenchii is the source of this 1043-nucleotide messenger RNA. The record is from the annotation of a GenBank genome assembly. Lineage: Eukaryota; Dinophyceae; Suessiales; Symbiodiniaceae.
GUUGCAAUGAAAUUAGUUGCGAAGCAGUAUCCUCAUUUGUGCAAGAGCUCUGGUUUGUGUUGCUUUCAGGACUCAGGAUAGAUUUUGCAGGUUUUUGAGAGCCAAGACGCCGUCCAAACAGUCUUGGAUCAUCUUGGAUCAUGAUCGAGCUUGCCACUUCAAUUGCUUCACAUGAGAGGGCCUGCUCCCGUUCUUCCGAGGUGAGUUUGCCGGCGGGAUCCUUUUGUGCUGAGCGCGCAGCAAUCACUCGUGCUGCGAGUGACCUUGUCCAUGCCAAGGACAUCAGCACGAUUGCUACUCUGGACCCGGCAGAUAAGAUGAAUCCACUUUGGCCAUGCGAGGUCUGCCAAAGUUGGCUUUCCAAACUGAAGCAGCAGAAUGAAGACAUCGCAGUGCUUGCAUUUGCCUCCACCGAUUGCAAGCAGUUCGCAGUGAGACUCAACGAAAAGCUUGUGGACCCGCCUGCCAUGCCACCUUCACCGAAUGAGGCCCUCACUGGCUCACCUUUGCCUGACCUUGUGGAGCUGGCUGAAGGCACGACAGACUUUCCGUGGGACUGCAAGGAGGUGGUGUACGUUGAUGGUGCAUGGAACUUCUUGCAUGGAGGGCACCAACGAAUUUUGAAGGAGGCAAAAGCGCGAGGCUCGCACGUUCUUGUGGGUGUGCAUUCCGACCAAACUUUGAGUGAUGUCUUUGGAUCUCAAAGCCAUGAAGACUUCGCGACACGACUUGGGCGAAUUCUUCAGAAUCGCCAUGUGUCGUUUGUCUUGAAAGAUGCACCCUGGAAGGUGUCGAAGGACUUGAUCGACAUCCUUUGCGUGAAGAAGGUGGUGUCCGGUUCGGUCAGCAAAGCCGCAGAUGGUGGCAAGGUUGUGGAUGAGGAGGACCAGUUGCAGGACAUCUACCGGAUUCCGAUUGAUCUCGGGAUUUUUGAAAUCAUUGAGUCCCCAGACUCAAUAACAGAAGAGAGCCAUGCGCGAAGCACUAGCAAAUCAUUAGAGAGCAGACCUGCCCCUUGCUGAGAGUGUCUUUGUUGUUUGGAC